Molecule: messenger RNA, 2226 nt
Organism: Strigops habroptila (Kakapo)
Lineage: Eukaryota; Metazoa; Chordata; Aves; Psittaciformes; Psittacidae
Gene: SHKBP1
Product: SH3KBP1 binding protein 1
Exons: 17
Coding region: 17-2110 (697 amino acids)
Biological process (GO): protein homooligomerization
Molecular function (GO): protein binding
Source: RefSeq, a predicted model, not a curated record
GAAGUGCCGGGCCGCUAUGGCGGCGGUGCCGGGGGCCGAGGUCGUGCAUCUCAACGUCGGAGGCAAAAGAUUCAGCACCUCCCGCCAGACCCUGACCUGGAUCCCAGAUUCCUUCUUCUCCAGCCUCCUGAGCGGCCGCAUCUCCACUUUAAAGGAUGAAACAGGAGCGAUCUUCAUCGAUCGGGACCCCACGGUCUUCGCCCCCAUCCUCAACUUCCUGCGCACCAAAGAGCUGGACCCGCGCGGUGUCAGCGCCCCCCUGCUCCUGCAUGAGGCGCAGUUCUACGGCAUCACCCCUUUAGUUCGCCGCUUGCAGCUGCGGGAGGAGCUGGAGCGGUCGUCGUGUGGUUGUGUCUUGUUCACCGGGUACCUGCCCCCCCCAGCGCUACCAGCCAAGCGCCGGAGCCGGCACAGCGUGGCGGGGCCACAGCUCGCCCUGCGGUUACCGGCCGCGCCGGUGCGCCGCAGCAACACCAUGCCCCCCGGGCUGGGCAGCGCCGGCGUGCUGGGGCACCCGCCGGACGAGCGGCCCCCCCCCGGCACCGGGAGCGAUGCAGGCGCCGUGCGGCUCGUGUGCGGGCACCACAACUGGAUCGCGGUGGCGUACGCGCAGUUCCUGGUGUGCUACCGGCUGGUGGAGACGUCGGGCUGGCAGCAGGUCUUCUCCAGCCCGCGGCUGGACUGGGUGAUCGAGCGCGUGGCGCUCAACGCCAAGGUCCUGGCCGGGGGGGCCCUGGGCGACCGCGACACGAUGGUGGCGGCGGCGGCGGGGGGCGAGAUCAUCCUGUGGGCCCUGCGGGCUGACGGCAACGGCAGCGAGAUCGGCGUCUUCCACCUCGGGGUACCGGCCGAAGCGCUGUUCUUCGUGGGGAACCAGCUCAUCGCCACCAGCCACACCGGCACCAUCGGCGUCUGGAACGCCGUCACCAAGCACUGGCAGAUCCAGGACGUCGUCCCCAUCAACAGCUACGACGCCGCCGGCACCUUCCUCCUUCUCGGCUGCAACAACGGCUCCAUCUACUACGUUGAUGUGCAGAAGUUCCCCCUGCGCAUGAAGGACAACGAUCUGCUGGUGACCGAGCUCUACCGCGACCCCGGUGAAGACGCCGUCACCGCCCUCAGCGUCUACCUCACCCCCAAGACCAGUGAGAGCGGGAACUGGAUCGAGAUCGCCUACGGCACCAGCUCCGGCGUGGUGCGGGUCAUCGUGCAGCACCCCGAGACGCUGGGCUCCGGGCCCCAGCUCUUCCAGACCUUCACCGUGCACCGCAGCCCCGUCACCAGGAUCAUGCUGUCUGAGAAGCACCUCGUGUCUGUGUGUGCCGACAACAACCACGUGCGGAGCUGGACGGUGACGCGCUUCCGCGGGAUGAUCUCCACGCAGCCCGGCUCCACGCCGUUGGCUUCCUUCAAGGUCCUCGCGCUGGACGACGCCGACGGCGCCAGCGCCGGCACCGACAUCGGCCCCUUUGGAGAGCGCGACGAGCAGCAGGUCUUCAUCCAGCGCGUGGUGCCGGAUGCGUGCCAGGUCUUCAUCCGCCUCUCCUCCACCGGCAAGAAGAUCGGCGAGGUGCGCGCCGUGGACGCCGCCUCCAUCACCGCCUUCACGGUGCACGAGUGCGAGGGCUCGAGCCGCAUCGGCUCGCGCCCGCGCCGGCUCCUGGCCACCGGCCACGCCAACGGCAGCCUCCAGCUCUGGGACCUCACCACGGCCAUGGACAUGGCGGCAAAGCCCCCCGACGCUGGGGGCUUGAGUGAAGAGGAGCUGCUGCGGCAGCUGGAUCAGUGCGACCUGGCGCUGCCCGGCCCCCCCCGGCCCCCCAGCCACCGACCCAACCCGGGGGUGACGCCGGCUCCGUCCCCCCCCUCGACCCCCCCCAGCGCCGCUGCCGCCUCCCCCCCACCCCAGCCCCACACUUGGGGGGGGGCAGAAGAUGCCCCCCAAGGUGGGGGCAAAGGCAAAACCCCCCGUCCCCCCCCCCCGCCCCGCAGACCCCCCACCUCCGCCACCCCCCCCGCGCCUCCCCGGGCUCUGCCCCCCCCCGGGCGCCCCCCCCCCGCUCCCCCCCUGGUGCCCCCCAAAGCGCGGCUGAAUGAGACGGCGUUUUGAGGGGGGGCAGGACCCCCCCCGUUCACACUGUGCCUUCAUUGGGGGCCCCCCCUCGCACUCAGGGAAGGGUUUGGGGUGUCCCCCCCCCCCCCCCAAUACACCCCUUUUCCCCUCUG